UGCCGGCUGCCGGUGUUGGUGGAGCGGGUGGCCCCCGGCGCGCUGGUGGUCACCUGGAGCUGCGGUGAGCGUCGCUUCACGGGGAUCCUGCUGGACUGCACGCACAGGUCUGGCCUUUCUGGUCUGCCCCCACCAGCUCUGCUGCCCAAAGCUCAGGACCCUCCUGCCAGCAGCUGCCAUGGCUGGGCCCCCAAUGAGGCGGAUGGAGUGGGGACACAGCUGGAGAUGGACACCCCACCUCCCUGCAGUGGGGAUGGGCCCCCUGAGCCCCCCCCAGCCCUGGUGUCUCCACCUGCUGGAAGCCAACUGCCAUAUCCGCCAUACUUUGAAGGUGCCCCCUUCCCACACCCUCUGUGGCUGAGACAUACAUACGGCCAGUGGGUGCCACAACCUCCACCCCGGACCAUCAAGCGUACACGGCGGCGCCUGUCCCGAAACCGGGCCCCAGGACGGCUCAUCAUGAGCACCAUCCGCCUGCGACCCCGCAGGGUCCUGUGUGAAAAGUGCCAGAGCUCACUGAGCCCCGAGCAGGCCAGCCCUGUCCAGACAGCCACCCCUGGGGCACCGCGCAGGAAGCUGGCCGGUGCCUCUGACCGUGAGCCCCAGAGGCAUGAUGUUCCCCCAGCCAGGAAGAGCAAGAGGGAGGAGGCACGGACUCCGGGGGAGGCCGUUCCACGGAGCCCGGUCAUCACCAUCUCCUACAGCAACCCCCAGGGCACUGGCGAGGUGGUGAAGAUCCCCUCCCGUGUGCACGGCUCUCUGGAACCCUUCUGCCCCCUCCAGGUGCCCCUUGGGGGCAGUCAGGACCCAGAGGUUCGAGAUGCAGAGCCCAGGACCAGUGGGGACAGGCUGCCAGGUGUGCCCACGACCUCCAUCCCCAAGCUGAAGCUGACUCGACCAGCACCCUCUGGCCUAGAUGCACCCCCUCCCAAGAUUCGCCUGAAGCCACAGCGCCCAGGGGUCGGUGAACAAGAGCCUGUGUACAGGGCUGAGUUGGUGGAGGCGCAGAACGGCCACCCAGCUAGUCCCCCCACAUUCUUUGCCAACGGUUCUUCCCGAGAUGGGAUGAUGGAUGUGUCUUCUGGAAGUUCUGGCGAAGAGGAGGAUUUCAAGCGAUUUCCUGGAGGGAAACCUGAGCGGAGUGACUUGGCCUUUCUCGUCAACUACCCAAGCGAGUCCAUGUGCACCAGUGAUAGCCUUGAUGAGUCCAAAUCGUCCAGUUCGGAGGGCAUGCAGGCUGACCCGUGCGAGCUCUCACCUGGUGACAGUGUGCCUUUGCCUUCCUCCUCCAAAGACACACGCCCCAUGGUCCCACCGCUAACGGUGAGGCUGCACACGCAGAGCGUCUCCAAGUGUGUGACUGAAGACGGCAGGAUGGUGGCCGUGGGGGACAUUGUGUGGGGUAAGAUCCACGGUUUCCCCUGGUGGCCAGCACGUGUUCUGGACAUCAACCUUAGCCAGAAGGGACAUGGAGAACCUCCUUGGCAAGAAGCGAAGGUCUCGUGGUUUGGGUCUCCAACGACCUCGUUCCUGUCUCUUUCGAAACUGGCACCUUUCUCUGAAUUUUUCAAACUGAGAUUUAACCGGAAGAAGAAGGGAAUGUACCGGAAAGCUAUAACCGAAGCUGCAGACGCUGCAAGGCAUGUGGCCCCUGAGAUUCAGGAGCUCCUAACUCAGUUUGAAACGUGA
Messenger RNA from Chrysochloris asiatica (Cape golden mole), 1689 nucleotides. RefSeq names its product PWWP domain containing 2B (gene PWWP2B). Gene Ontology annotation, cellular component: nucleus; nucleoplasm. NCBI's taxonomy places the organism in Eukaryota, Metazoa, Chordata, Mammalia, Afrosoricida, Chrysochloridae. The annotation marks the transcript as partial. The record is from RefSeq and is a predicted model, not a curated record. The transcript has 2 exons.